AAUCGAUAGAUAAAGCAAAGCUCAGCAUUCAGCGCUGCGCGAAUUCCCGUUUUCCCUUCUGUCACCCCACUGGACGUGUUUAGAGAAUACGACCGGGAACUGCACGCCCAGUCUUUUGAUGGUAUGGAUAACUCACGUGUAUCAAACCGUGAGUUAUCCAUACCAUAUCAACGUGUGAAACGCUCCUGGCCAUAACAAAGCCAAAAACCCUGUUUCGUCGAGCCGACGUAGGCGAGCCCAUGUGUUAUCCUCUUUAAAGGCUGUCGACCGACGUUACGUGCGAGAGGCCACAUUCUAAUUCAACAGCCAGACGACGCAUGGCGAUGGCAGACAGUCUUUGGCUGACGAGAAUAAUAACGCAUAGAAGCUAGCUAGGAAGGUGGUUAUAGCAGACCAGCACGGCCACUCUCCAUCGUUCGUGGUGUGUCGAGUGCCGUUGUGUGAAUGUUUUGAUUCUGUCCUCUCUAUCGUGAUUAUCUACACUGAGCCUAUCUGCCUGUCCAGCCGUUUUCCUGCCUGGGUUCUCCGUCGCCAUCCGAAUUGUUAUUGUUGCUAGUAUUUGUGUUGAUGUUGCCAUUGCGGGCCACUUUUUGGUUUGUGUCGAUUGUUCUACUCUGCGCCGCCGUUCGUCGAUCCGCGUUCGUCUUUCGGUCGGUCGGUCGAUUGGCUGCCUGGUCUGCUGACGGCUGGCUGUGCGGUCCAUGUGCUGGGACUACGGCAAGCGCAACUACUACUCUACAACUGGCUGGCGGCAGAAGCAAAAGCAGCUCUGUUCAUCAAAGUGGUAGUGUUUUUGCCUUAGCUGCAGCUGUCCGUGAGCCUCGAUUGGCCUGUCGGAGCGGUUGUAGGUUGAUUAGUGUUUGUUGGCAGAAGUGCUACGGCAGCGGCAGCCGCAGUUGCAGUGGUUGUAUAUGCAGUAGCAUUGGUAGGGGAAUGAUUGCGCCUCUGCACCAGCAGCUUUUUUAAGCCAGUGUUGGCUGUUGCUGCUGAUGGUGGUACGCAAGAACGAACCGGGGCAGUAAACAUCAGCAACAGCAGCGUAAAAGAGAGAUGUUGAGUUGAGAAUCACUUCUCUCGGAAGAAGUUGUGAGACACGGAGCAAGCCGUUUCUUUUUCUUCCCCUUCACCUACGCAAUACGAAAGUCCUCGUUAUUAUUGCGACAACGAUACAACAUAUAAAUAGAGAGCGCUGUAUUUCACGGAACGAGGAUUAGUGACGAGCCCAAACAGGGACGGACAGAAUAAAUGAAGAAGUCAAUUAUAAGGAAAUUUUGCGUGGUUGUUGUGGGGGCGACGUGGUGUAGUGAGUGCUAAGCCGCCGACUUUUGGUGAUAAUUAGAUAGCUUCUACUAUUAGUGGAGAUCGAGAUAAAUACAAAGCAAGUCGACAGUCAGGUCUCUGUUGGCCCGAGACCCCCCUCCCCCCCCCGCGGCGGUUUGAGAGUGCAAUAUACUUAAACUUGAACAGGAGUCCCGAUCAGGCAAAAGUCUGCCGUGACCUUUGCGAGGCUGGAGAAACGGUGGCGUCCCGUAGAUGGUGCGGGUAAACGCACGAUUACCAGUGCACUAGUGUCAUCAUGUCUCGCCAUGAAGGCGUAUCGUGCGACUCGUGUCUUCGCAAUAACUUUAAGGGGCGUCGGUACAAAUGCCUCGUCUGCUUUGACUACGACCUUUGUGGAAGCUGUUUUGAGAGCGGAGCAGCAAGUGCGCGUCACAUAUCUUCGCACGCGAUGCAGUGCAUGCUACCACGCGCCGAAUAUGAGCUAUACUACGCUGGGGAAAGCGCCUCCCUCACAACGGAUGCACCGCUCUCGUUGACCUGCCCCUAUUGCGGUCGUAUGGGCCUUACCGAGACCGCCCUCUACGAUCACGCGUGUGGCGAACACUCGGAUCUAGCCGUUGAAGUCGUAUGUCCGGUAUGCGCGUCACAGCCCGGUGGCGAACCGAAUAAUUUAGUGCUAGAUUUUGUCGCGCACAUUCAGCGGGAACAUCGGACGGGCACAACUGCCGGGGGGGUCGGAGGGGGAGGUGGCAAUGACGAGGGCCAUGGACAUCCUCAUACAGGUGGCCAUCAUCCUAGUGGAGGUCAUGGAGCUCACCACGGUAUUCCACCUCCUUCACACAGCAACAGCAGCCUGCAAAUACAACAGGCGGGCGGGCAACAGCCAAACGGAACCUCAACUCAGCACGACCUACGUCAACAGCCAAGACGAAUGCCCUCUCGAGGAGGAACUGCUGGAAGUGGAGGCGCCGGCUUGGGUGGUCGGACUUCUCGACGACAUCCGCAGAUGGCCUUUACUGCGAUGCCACUUUCGCCUCGGGACUCGGCAAUGGAGUCAAUUACGGAGCUUCUGUCGCAGUUGUCUGGCACUCGAAGGGCAACAAGCGGUACGGGCACGGCCGCUGGACAGUCGGCCCACAGCGCAGUGCCCUCUGCGCAGCAAACCAUUCAACAACUUCAGAUGCAGUUGGAGCGACAACAUUCUGCUGUAGCUCGACAGCAACUCACGGAUAAACUGCCUCGUCGGACAGGCGGUUUAUUAGACGUAGGUGGUGCAGGAAGCUCGAGCUUGCUGCCGUCUCACCAGUCAGGCUCAUUAGCAGGCACGCAGGACAGCGGUCACCAGAGCUCACUGGGAGCUGCUUCAGGCCAAUCGCAGUACUUGCUCUCCAGGUACCUGAAUAACGGUAAUGUCGGAAUUAGCGGCAGUGUGGCAGGCGUUUUGGGGGGCUGCCUAGGGGGAUCGUCUGCGGCAACGACUGCGGUGGCGUGGUCAACUGCGGCGACGGUAGCGACGGGGCCAUCGACAGGCGGAUCUUUCACCUCAACCACAUCGGGUUCACAGGCUACUUCAGCAGCGGCGCCUGAUCGCGCUCAAUUUGUGGAGAAUCUAUUGCUUAAUUCACUUCUGCCCAACAGUGCUCUCUGGAAGCUGCAUUGUGCCACGGCCAACUCUAGUCAUAAAAAGUCGACGUCAUCAGCCAUUGGCGGUGGGAGUGACGGAGCCUCUGCUGCUCGCAACAUAAACGUCGCAAACAACAGUAGCAGCAGUAAUUACGGCAACCACAACAACAACAACAACAAUAAUACCAGUAAUAGCAGCAGUCGCACUAAAUAUAAACACAAUAAACCAGAGCUUAGUCUAAAGCUACUCGUAGCACAGGUGGACGACAGCAAAAGGCGGCAACAACAGCAGCAGCAGCAGCAACAACAACAACAACAACAGCAGGCGUCAUCCACAAUAGUUGCUGCUGCUGCCGAUGAUGAUGAUGACCACGCGAACAUAACAGACGACAGUUCGCUAGCAGACGACGAAGAUGACUGGGGUGAUCUUGCGGGGGCCAGUUCAGACAAUAACGGUGCAGCUGCCGGUGGAAAUUCCGGUGCUAGCUUUUCUGGUGGUAGUGGCGGCGCUGGCGGAGCUGCUGUUCAUAGGGGUACUAAUGGUAGUAAUGGCCCUGCAGCAGCGUCGGGAGACGCCGGUGGGAGCAGUGGACAUAGCAGUGCAACGAAUCCCACUCCUUUCCUGGUGUCUGCAGGAUCCAAUGUUCAACAACAACAACAACAACAACAGCGCGACAACGAUAAUCCGUUACCAGCGCCGCCGCCGCCGGGAAGUGACUAUACGAGGCAAUGAGCGUGUAACAUACGUUUUUUUUCCAAAACUUUAAAAAUAUAUACUAGUAAAAAUAAUAACAAUAAAAAGAAGAAUGACAAAGAAGAAAUAAUAAUUAAGGAAAAUGAGAGUUGCAACAAAAAGAGGUAACAAGAGUAUCAUUGACUGAGAGUUACGCAACGAAUAUGAAAUAAAUAAUGAUGAUAACAAUAUCAUCAUCAAGAGAGGAGUUGAUCACAUGAUGGCGUCAAGACGAAAAGAAGAGCUACGAAUGCGUUUUGUGCGAUGAAAAAGCGCAGUCGAAGUAUGACACGCCGACAGGAGUGAUUAUUGGGAUACAUAUGUGUACUGAACACUCCAUAGAGAAAAAUUACAGGCGCCAUGGCAGCCGCGUUUAAACGUUUACCUGCCUUAAGCCAACUGUCUAAUUAAAACCACAGUGUAAAUCCUUGUCGUACUGUGAUUACAUGACACUCCUGCAACGGAGCAGUGCUCUAAAAAAAUUGUUUCGUCGUGUUUUAGCUACGAGGUGAGUGCGGGGUGGGUGGAACCCCCCUCUGUCUUGUUCAUUUCCCGAAGGACAGCAACCUAGUUAAUUAAAAAUACAUGCAAUCGGCUGAUUUCUAUAAUUGAGCUUACUCAAAAUAUUCUCUUACUGUAGAGCAUCUACUGAAACCGACAGUAGUGAAAAAGUACCAUAAAGUGCAGAUUUGCAUUUCAGGUAAAACAUCGUUUCGAUAUAAAUUAGGCGUGAGACAAGCCAUACACGAAAGAAACUUUUGCAGCGCUUAAAAACCUAAUUGCGUAAAAACAAACACAGUAGAAAAAAGUCAAAGGUCAAGCAACAAUGACCGCCAUGACACACGUCAAUAAUCAAACGUUGCUCUCGGGAGGAAGUAUGGAUAAUAAAUGAGGGAAAGAGUUUAGAAGGGACGGAAAAAAGCAGAUUGAUCGAAACAUACGAUGAAGCAUCGUCGAGGAUAAUUACACAUAUGUACACUUAGUACGUUACCCGAAGGGCUUCGAGAAACGACUGGCAGAGGUUGAUAAGAGGAACAGCAGUGGUAUCCAAAAAAAAAA
Molecule: messenger RNA, 4696 nt
Organism: Varroa destructor (honeybee mite)
Lineage: Eukaryota; Metazoa; Arthropoda; Arachnida; Mesostigmata; Varroidae
Biological process (GO): synaptic signaling
Cellular component (GO): plasma membrane
Molecular function (GO): zinc ion binding
Source: RefSeq, a predicted model, not a curated record